CACUCGACUCAAAGGAUCGAAGGAGUUUCAGGUGGGCAAUCGUGUUCUGCUUAACAACUCCCGUCUGUGACUCUUUCCGGGAAAGCUGCUCUCCCGAUGGUCUGAACCGUUUACGAUCACCCAGGUGUUUCCCUACGACACUGUCGAAAUCAUCAAUCACAAACUGAUCCCUUCAAGGUGAACGAGCAUCGCCUCAAGCUUUACUUGGGAGGCGAUGUUGCACGCGCAGAGUUGGUGAUUGAUCUUGCGGACCCUUAGCUCCGCCAUGGGCGUCCAGCUAAAAGAUGGUAAAGAAGUGCUUGUAACCCCACCUCGGUUCGCAUUUUCUUCCGUUUCUCUUUUUUUGUGAUUUUUGUGUGUCAUGUGUCGAACAUGGAAUGUCGUGGUCAAUUUCGUGUCAUGUGGAGUCUAUGUUGGUCAAAAUUCAGUUUCGGGGGCCUGUGGGAUGUUUUUUGGGUGUUUUGUGUUGUUUCUGGCGUGUUUGGGCGGAGAAAUGCAGCUAGAUUUUUCAAUUUAUGGGCACAGGUCUCAAGUUAUGGCCAUGUUACGGGCAAAAGCUCGAAGUUACGACCUCCCACAUCAGAAGAUCGGAAAGCUUCGCGUUGCCGAUUGCUCAAAGGCAUUUUUUCGGCCACUCUCGACCUCUGAUCGAGGUGCCGUUUGCAGCAUUGGGUUCCUCUCGGUGAGUCACACCGUCUGACAUCCCCUUUUCCAGUCACCCCACUUUCCACCUUGCCGGAAAUCGUCUCGAGCGACCCUCCGGCAGCUGUCCUGGGUCCAAAGCUUGUAAGGAAUUCUCCCGCCUUUUCCCUUUCCUCUACCUUUCUUCUUAUGUCUCUAGGUUGGUCUUUUUGCCUCUAACUCUAUUUUCGGAGAAUCGGAUUGCAGAGUGUAGGGUAGUUUCAACCAAUUCUACAUAUUUAGAUUUUUAGUCGAGAGAAUGUAGUCCUCUAUGCAUGUGUGGUGUGCUGGGAAAUGUUAGAACUUGAAUUUUAGCCAGUUCUGCAGUUUUUCUACUACAGUUUAGUGGGUUGUGCUUAAGUGUGGGGGAAUUGCUUGACCAGUGGAUCCAAUUCCCUAGAUUAUUUUGGUUGCUAACGGGUCUCGAGAUUGUGGUUGUCUGUUUUGAAGGAAAAUGGUCCACCUGGAUCACGACUUCCUCCAGGGGCUCCAGUACACCAAGGCCUACAUCACCCGCAUGGCCCUUUACUUUGGCGUGCCACUAGACCAGUUCACAUUGGUUGGGCACACCACCGACUUCCCUGAUGCGACCCUCUGCUCGAUGGGGAUGAUUUGGGUCGCAAGGUCAGAUCCUCGGAUCCGUUGGCUGAAGGGCCUUCGCCAGACAGAGAUCGAUGCGGCGGCAUCAGUUGGGGCCCCAUCGCAUGUUCAGGAGCCUCCGCUGCAGUUCAUCCUUGGUGGCCAGGGUGCUGGGUCCUCUUCUGCUCCACCUAUCGGUGGUUGCUGGCCCGCCAUGGAGGCUCGCUUCGACCGGAUCGAGGCAUUCCUGGACCGUGAGCGUGAGGCCCGCCUCUACACACACUUCCUGCUGGAGCGUCUGUGUUUGUUUCCUGAUGUGGACGCGACCCGAGGAUGAUGUGGCGGAGGCAGAUGAUGAGAAGGAUUUAGCCAUCCUUGAUCCUGGCUCCAUCUUUCCUAUGUUUUGUGUUCUUUUUUGUUUUUGUGAUUUGAGUCGAACUGGAUCAUGUUGUGUUUUGUUUUUGUUUUAUUGUGUCCCAUGGGGCUGACACUGAUGUUCCUAACUCUUACCCAGUGUGAGUGUUUGUGUUUUGUCUUUCAGUUGUUCUCAGAAUAUGGUCAUUUCUAGUACGCUUCGAACGACUAGUAUCAUUUCCAGUCCCACUACAUCCCGUUCUUACCGGUAACAUCGUUCCUCUUAUCCUUCCCUCUUCUCCAUUGAGGGCAAUGUCGCAUUCAAGUGUGUGUGUGUGUGUGGGGGGGGGGGGGGGGGGGGGGUGGGGGGUUUAUCUUUGGCUGCAUAGAUAUGUUUGUGUACUUGGAGCAUAACGUUCUCACUUCUCUCCAUGGAGUAAUUUUCCUUUUCAUCUGUGUAUGAAGAACUCUAGUUGUGUAUGUUAGGAAUGAUUGUAUGAAACCCAUGUUAUGAAUGAUUGAUUGGGUAAAUUCAAUUGUGGCAUUUUUCAGAAUUGCAUGGGCCCUGAUCAAACCUGUGAAAUUCCGGCUUUAACCUAGAACGAUAGUCUCUGCAUAGGUUAAAAGACCAAGCUUUAAUUGGAAGUGGCGAAUUGACUGUUAUAGUCAAGAAGUUGAUUCACUGCUCCGUUUUGGAACAAAGGCCAGUAGUGGAAGUUUCGCGUGUUUAACCUUGGUUAGUGUAUACUGGUGGAGGUUAGUCGCCCGUCAGGUAUUCAAACCAAGAGGGUCUGGAUAACUUUAGUCAAUAGUUCAGACAAGUAAAGAACUUUCCGUGGUUUAUUUAUCAAUCUAAGUAAUUUUGGACCGUAUAACCUGAACUAGCUGCACACAAGGGGGAACCAUACCCGGAUAACCUUUUGAACCUAAAAAGAACCAGACCAUUACUUGCUUUUUGUUUCUUUUGCACUGAAAUCUCUACACUCUCUUAGUCCUGCUAGAUAAUAGGAAUUCACUGAGUAGGUAGUAUAUCUAGAGCCCGGGUCGAUAAUUAGACUUAACCAGUAUUCUGAAUUUUCACUCUGCGAUUAUACUUGGUCGCAUUUUGGUGUUGUGUUUUAGAGUGUCAGCAAGCGCCCAAAAAAUACUAUCACUUAUGCUAAUAAGCAUAAAAACAAUACAUCUUCAUAAAAUUUAACAAUAAGCCUGACGUGCGCCUCGUUUACGUCAUCAUCAGAAAAAUUUAACAAUUAGCGCUGAGGUGUGCUUCGUUUACGUCAUCAUCAGAAAAUUCAAAAUUUAGAGCUGAAGUGCGCUUCGUUUACGUCAUCAUCAGAAAAAUUUAACAAUUAGCGCAAACGUGCACUUCAUUUACGUCAUCAUCAGAAAAAUUCAACAAUUAGCGUUCACGUCCAGUACAUCCGUGAUCUCGUUGGUGCUGGUAUUAUUCAGCUGUGGUAUAUUUUGACUAAAGAGCAGGUUUUCGUUCUUCUUACAAAGACGUUCACCACUAGUCACCAUUGGUUUCUAUCGAACAAAUUGAUGCUUCGGGACCAACAUCAAUUCGAGGUAGGGUGUUAAGGCCCAUUAGUCUAUGUACGUAUAUAUAUUUGUAAGACCAUGCAUUAAGGCCGACGUAUGAGGGUUAGGUUACUCAGAUGUUUAUUCCUUUUCCAUUGUAUGCCGAGAUAUAUAUGUACAUGUAAGAUGGAGCGGCACUCAAGUUAAUACGAUCAAUAACCGGAGAGUCUUGUAGCUCUCCUCACCCGUGGACAAGUCCUGAUCACUCAGGGAUACCACGUAAAUCUGUUAUUCCGUUCUUUGAUUUCGUUCAAUAUGUCUAACACUUAAAACCCACUUUAAAGUAAGAUACCACAUUAUAUACAUACUAUACCGUGUCAAAGGUCGCAUAGCUAAACUGGUAAAACUCUUGAGGGACUCUCGACCGGAAAGUGUGAGGUCCCGUGUUUGAGUCCGCCAUCGCUUAAACGUUGUAUGCGUGAGAUGUUCCUGGGUUAUAAAAAAAUAUACAUACUAUACAGUAUACACGCAUAUACUACUCUUAUCCACCCAUGUGAUACAGACAUAUAUAUAUAUAUAUAUGGUGGCUUCUAUGGUACCCCGGGUGAAAUCCGGGGUGCCGCAUACCUCGAGUAUGGAAACUCUAUCUAGACCUCGAAUUACCAGAAUUUUUGUGUCUGAUAUUAUACCCUAACCCUUAAUGAGUGAACCCUAGGUCAUAAUUAUCUAAAUCAUAAUCUAUAAACCCUAAGAUGGUGCAUUCCUUUUUGUGCCUAUAUUUGGAUGAAUCAUAACUGUCGAUUAUUAUUUCUAAUUAAAUUGAUCUUGGAGUAUAAGAUUGGGAGAGUUAACACCUAGAUUUUGAUCUUUAAGUGUUAGAGUAUAGUAUCAUGUCCGAAAGAUCGGUCAAUUCAAGGUCUAGAUAGUGUUUUCAUACUCAAGGUAUGCGGUACCCCGGAUUUCACCCAGGGUACCAUAGAACUCGCCAUAUAUAUAUAUAUAUAUACACUACUCCAUUGUACCAGUUGCACGUAAAAUAUAUGUUCAUUGAUUUUUAUCAAAAGGAUAAGGACAUUGGUCAUUUAUCGUACUUGUUGUACGCCAACAUUUAACAUACUCAUUGUACGUUGAAAUUACAUUGAUUUAUAUCAAGCAUCACAUGUGACGAUCAUAUCCUAAAGAUUUUUAUGACAAAGUAUUUAUGGGCUUACACAUAGUGGGAUCCAGAGAUUUGAUUGUAUGCCCAUUUGAUAUGAUGAUUUUUGGAAUAUUGCUUAUAAGAUGAUCCAAUGAAGUUGUUAGUAGGUUAUGGACUAGUCGCAAUAUUCCGAUGUAUAGAGUAUUUAUCCCAAACUUUUAUCGCGAGUAAACGAUGAUGUGUAUACUUUAUUGGUAAUUUACUAUUAGUCUCCAUUCUUUAUAUAUUUGGGAAAGAAUGCUAAAACUUUGCAAGUUUUAUCUUUUGGUCCCUCGACUUUUAUAUGCAUAUUCAUAUAUGAUUUAAAAGGUUAUUAAUGUUGGUAUCUAAGUUUUAAAUUUAUUUUCACUUGUAAGUAAGAAGCAUUUUCCUAGUCAAAGACUUUCUCGGUUGGAAAGAUAAAUGUGCUCAACAUACAAUUAUAGUAUUUUGUUCGACACACAAAUAAGUAUUUAAAACUUGG
Linum trigynum is the source of this 4796-nucleotide messenger RNA. Lineage: Eukaryota; Viridiplantae; Streptophyta; Magnoliopsida; Malpighiales; Linaceae. The record is from the annotation of a GenBank genome assembly.